AUGGACCUUCCAGACGCAAAUGUUGUGGAGAGGGUGCUAUCACGAAGACAGAUACCAUACAAUGUGCCAGGUUCGCUAAGUAACAAAAGACGUGCCGACCUGUACAAAGUAAAGGGGGAAUACCAAGAAGAGAUGAUACCAAUAUAUAUUGAGGAGAUGGCACACUUCAAUUUUUUGACAGUUAAAAACAGAAAGGAUAAGGAUGGGGAUAUCUACAUAGAACAAAUACACACCAUAGAGCCAUCUGUGUUCAGACCUGGAGAUGAACUCGUUAAGUUAGACGGUCAGGUAAUCACUGAAUUCACUGCCGAAAACAAACUUAGGCUUUUUUCUUUCGAAGCGGAUGCGACUGGAAGACGGGUUAAAACUGUGACAAUAAAAAGGACAGAGGGGGUAGAGAAUGAAGCCAAAGAGACAGAGAUUGACGUUGAGGUCGCCAUCGUGACAGAUAUGAAUUCGGUGAAGGAUAAAGGACAUGCAAGACGCAUACAGACGAGAUUUAUAUUACCGAGACGCCAAAGACUACAACCUAGACACCAAACACGAAAUGUGCAGUGGGUAGUUCCAAAAUCUGACCGAGUUGAAGAAGUGUUCAUCCAGACCAACACUGGAAAGUUUCUAACGGUUAGAAAUGGCAGCAUCGUAGGGGAAAUGAUGGGAGAAGAAAACCAGGAAGAUUUUGUUUUCCAACUGGUGCCAAUGACCGCAGCUUACUCUAGACGAACAGCACGUUUUAAACCAAAAGUGGUUGUGUGCUGCAAAAUUCGUUGGGGAUCGUACUGGGUGAAAACGAGAGUAGGAAGUGACGGGGAAGUUGAAAUGGAACUGAAUGAUGACGAUAUGGAUGACCACAAUACUGUGUUCAAACGACGGGUGAAGUCUAACGGACGGUAUGGAACAGGGUUUGAAUGUCUGUUAUACAAAAAUGUCUACUUGCAAUAUAACCCUCGCAUCAAUGAAGUAGAUGUAAAACCUUAUAAUCCGAGAAUAGACAUAGGAGCAACCCUUAAAUCUGUUCCGGUUUCUACCCUAUUCCGAGUGGUACAAACAACCGGAAUGGUGCGACUAUCAAACACAAAUCUUCUUUCAACUAACGAUAGGUCUCCGAGAUUCAGUGAAAACAUAGAUGAAUUUGAAGAUGGAAAAACAACCAGUUGCUGUUUCAAAUGUUUCGGCUUUUUCAAGAAAAAAAGUUCACAUUCUGUUACCAAUGAGUCCUUAGACAGUGAUCCAACGUUUCCAUCAAACGAUACUGCUAGCAGGUUGGAUACCGAUGAUGGCACAACCUGA
Molecule: messenger RNA, 1290 nt
Organism: Ylistrum balloti
Lineage: Eukaryota; Metazoa; Mollusca; Bivalvia; Pectinida; Pectinidae
Exons: 7
Coding region: 1-1290 (429 amino acids)
Source: RefSeq, a predicted model, not a curated record